Molecule: messenger RNA, 1839 nt
Organism: Pyrus x bretschneideri (Chinese white pear)
Lineage: Eukaryota; Viridiplantae; Streptophyta; Magnoliopsida; Rosales; Rosaceae
Product: serine/threonine protein phosphatase 2A 57 kDa regulatory subunit B' beta isoform-like
Exons: 2
Coding region: 176-1609 (477 amino acids)
Biological process (GO): signal transduction
Cellular component (GO): protein phosphatase type 2A complex
Molecular function (GO): protein phosphatase regulator activity
Source: RefSeq, a predicted model, not a curated record
UUAACCAUCGGAUUUUACAACACUUUUGUCUAUAUAACACCGCUGUCGUUUUGGCCCUUGUUUCAUCAGCUAGUGAAAAAAAAAAACUAACCAAAGAAGCACUUUUAUAAGCAGUUUGGGAUGAGGUACUUUUCUGGAUAGAGAAAAAGCUUUAGAGGAAGAGAAGAAAAAAAAAAUGGGAGUUCAAAACAACACUCCAAGAGCGUCACCAAGGGCUUCGCCAAGGGCUUCCCCAAGAGGAAAAUCCGCAACCCUUCAACACCUAUUUGAUCUCGAUGCCAAAAGCGCUUCUGACUGCGGAAAAAAGAUUGCCAACUCCAAUAGUACUAUUGGCAGUCAAUCUUCUUCCAGUGUGGAAAAUGAAGAAAUCCUAUCAGCAGUCUCCGUCUGCCAUUUUAUCUUCACCUUCACCGAUCCAAGCGAAUGCCCAACGCAACAAGAACUCAAAGGGCAAAAGCUUUUGCAGCUCCUCUCAAUUGUCAAAACCUCGAAAAAGCCUCUGCAUGAUCAUGUCAUGUCGUCUCUCAUUUCCAUGAUAUCGUUAAACCUUUUCCGGCCUCUCCCUCCUCCUUCCAAUCCCACAAUCGCUACGGACUUUCCCGAUGAUGAGGACCCCAUAUCCUCCUUUUCCCCUGUGUGGUCGCACCUGCAGUUAGUCUACGACAUCCUCAUCCGCAUCGUGAUCAACAACGAUCCUAAGUUACUCAGAGGAUACAUUGACCACCAGUUUGUUGUCAACCUCCUUGUCCUCUUCCAAUCAGAAGACCCGAGGGAGCGUGACAGCUUGAAGAAUGUGUACCAUAAAAUAUAUUCUCGAUUCACAUUCUACCGUUCCUUCAUGAGGAAAUCUAUGAACGAUGUGUUCUUGCACUAUGUGUUUGAGACAGAGCGGCAUUGUGGGAUCAGAGAGUUGCUUGAGAUAUGGGGAAGCAUAAUCAAUGGCUUCACUGUGCCGCUGAAGGAAGAGCACAAGCUGUUUUUCAUGAGAGUGCUUAUUCCUUUCCACAAGGCUAAAGGGAUGCAGAGCUACCACAGGCAGCUGGCUUAUUGCGUGUCGCAGUUUGUGCAGAAGGAGCCCGUGCUUGGCGGGAUUGUGGUGAGAGGGAUUUUGAGGUAUUGGCCCGUGACGAAUUGCCAGAAGGAGGUUUUGCUGGUUGGGGAGCUGGAGGAGCUGGUGGAGAAUAUUGACCCUGAUCAGUAUAGGAAGUUGGCUCUGCCUUUAUGCCUAAGGAUAACAAGAUGCUUGAACAGUUGGAACUCACAGGUAGCAGAGAGAGCCCUCUAUGUUUGGAACAAUGAGCACUUUGUGAAGAUGAUAUAUGUGGCAAUGGAGGAAGUGUUUCCGGUCGUGGUUGAAGGCAUGGAGAAGAACUUGAAGUGGCAUUGGAGCAAAAGCGUCCGGCAACUGACCGAAAACGUGAAGGUGAUGCUUGAAGAAAUGGAUCCAGUUUUGUACUCCAAAUGCCUUGAAGAAAUUGAGCUAAGAGAAUCCAAGGCCAAGCAAGCAGAAAUCAAGAGGAAGGAGAAAUGGGACAGAAUAGAAAUGGCAGCAGCAGCCAAGCUUCAGUUCCUCCAACCACAACAUUUCUUGUGUGUAUGCAACAAGUAGUCUCUACUGGCUUUUUUGGGUUUGGUUUCAUACCCAUUGAAGAAGGUUUAUUAUAAACUCAGCUCCUUACAUGUAAAUAGUUAUUCCCCCUUGCAGACCAAUCAAAUUACGACGUGUGGAGAAACUUUAUAUUUUGUGGUUAAUGAGGGCUUUAGAAACAAGAUACAACUAUUCUAUUCCCCACAUGAAACCAAGCUAAUUACUGUGUGUAUCGCAAUGCAAUCGCAUGA